GGGGAGUUCAGUAACAAACGAGCGGUCUUCAGUGGUCCGUCUGGUUCCGUGAAGUUCGAACCGUGGAAUAAGAAGAAUAUUGGCAGGCAGGAGUCACCGUCUUUCGCGCGGGUGCCGGCAACCCGAGGGAGCGUUUUUUUUAAGUGAUUACCCGAUUUUUUUUUUCACUCCUUACCGCUCUUCCUCGAUUUUCUUCCCCCCUUAUCGAGAGUGCCGACUGUGAUAUUGUGCCUUUUUUUCCUGAUAAGAGAGCUUUUUUUUCUUCUUUCGCCUUUAAGUCUACCCGGCCGCCUUUUUUUCGAGACGGACGCGCGGCUACAAGAAGUGACUGAAGGCGUGGUGUAGGUGUGUAAUGGUCGGAGCGAAUGCCCUCAUCCCUGGGAAGGAGGCGGCAGUCAGUGGAAGUCGGGUGGAUGGACGAUGCAAGGCCUAGGACUCCAGACUCCACAGCCAAAACCCACCGGCUCUGGAGCCUAGCCCGCCCGCCCGCCGCUCCCACCCAUGGCACAACAGUCACAUUUUCCAUGCGGAUACUCAGUCUGCCUCCAAGCCACACCAUGCUAGCAGUGCCAGGGGGAGGAGGCGGUGGAGGACUGGGAGCGGAGAGGGACCGCCAAGUUAGGCUCCAUUCGGUCACGACGGACCUGGCCCUCGACCUCCCGCCUUCGAUACCUCUACCUGACGGCGAGGAGAUCCCUUACGGCUCUUCGACCAGGCUACAUAUCAGAGACAAUGAUCAGGAGAGCGAAAUAUACCAAAAGUGUAUCCGAGCCCCACCGAAUCGGACUGUGUUCGAAGGGGAAACGUUGCCACCGUAUAGGGCAACGACCGUACCUGCCGAUUGGCCUCACCUACACAACCACAGGUACCCACCGACGCAGGUACCUCCAGUGGCAGUGCCAAGGUCUCGCCAGCGCCUCUCCGCCCUCACAAUGGUCCCGUGCCUGACCGAUACGAGAAAACCCGGAAGUUCGCCCCCUCGUGAUCUGCUCUAGCCUCCGACGGCAUCCCUUCUUCUUCUUCAUCUUCUUCAUCUUAACGGGG
Molecule: messenger RNA, 1044 nt
Organism: Cimex lectularius (bed bug)
Lineage: Eukaryota; Metazoa; Arthropoda; Insecta; Hemiptera; Cimicidae
Exons: 6
Coding region: 366-995 (209 amino acids)
Biological process (GO): negative regulation of transforming growth factor beta receptor signaling pathway
Cellular component (GO): early endosome membrane; Golgi membrane
Molecular function (GO): R-SMAD binding
Source: RefSeq, a predicted model, not a curated record